AUGAAACCCUUGGUAUACUUUGCCAAAACUGACUUUCAACAUAUUCCUCUGAAUAAACUAAUAUACCAUUUUGGAGUGCAUGUCAAAAAUGCUUUAGAACUAGUAGAAAGAAGAACUCUAACUAGCAUAAAUCCAGAGGAAGUUAAAGUGACUUGGAAGUCAUUCAGAUAUUGGCUGGAAACCAACUCCAGAAUCAUGGAAUCAUAUGGCCUUAUUGAAGCUGCCAAGAAGAACAAAACUUGGGAAGAAGCUACCACAAAGGUUCUCCUCUUACCUGCUCCAAAACCAGAAGUUGUGCUUGCCUUAAAAGUUAUCCCUUCAUCUAGUACUUCUGAUAAUGCGUUAGCAAUGGUAAACUUUCAACCCUCUUGCUCUGAAGUGAAGCCUGUUAUCAACGUUGAAAAGGAAAUCAAUGGGCUGAAGGAAACUUUGGAAAAAGUCCAAGAGACCAAUCAACAUAUCCAAGAACGUCUGGACAAAAAUGAAGAAAACUGA
Messenger RNA from Vicia faba (fava bean), 495 nucleotides. Lineage: Eukaryota; Viridiplantae; Streptophyta; Magnoliopsida; Fabales; Fabaceae. The record is from the annotation of a GenBank genome assembly.